GACAACAGUACUGACCUAAACACAUGUACACUGCACAUUGCCGCUGACCAUCGCUUUUAUAAUCAAGUGGGCAAAGGCUCAGUCGAUGAGACUAUUGCAGAAAUGGUCUUUCACAUCGCGGGCUCGGAUAAGAUUUUCCGUUCAACAGAUUUCAAUGGUGAUGGUGGACCGGGCGAUAAUAUUGGGUUCACGAUAACAGCCAUUACUUUGUUUCAAGAUGUUGAGGCCGAAGGUAUUCUCGCCAAACCAUCAUCUACAUUCAUUAACUUUCUGUCCAAAUGGAGCACAUUCAACCACGACCAGUACUGUCUUGCCAUUUUAUUCACCUACCAGAAGUUCCCCAAAGGCACCUUGGGCCUUGCUUGGGUAGGUGCAACUGAUAUUGGUGGUAUAUGCUCCAAGAGGGUCCUGCUAGAAGAUUCGCAGUUAGGAGAGUUGAACUUCAACACUGCUGUUGUGACUUUUCGGAACGAUGCCAGAAUACCCCGCAAAGCCACUUUGAUUACUGUUGCACACGAGCUUGGGCACAGUUUUGGCUCCGAGCAUGAUCCAAAUACAAAGAGAUGUUCACCAAAUGAAAAUGGCGGCAACUAUAUAAUGUACGAAUUCUCUACCGGUGGAAGAGAGCCCAACAAUUAUCUAUUCUCUAAGUGUAGCAAGUCUCAAAUAUGGCCGAUUAUCUUCAACAAGGGACCGCGUUGUUUUAUUGYUAACAACCAUGGUGUCUACUGCGGCAAUAAAAUCGUCGAGGAAGGAGAAGAAUGUGACUGCGGUACGCCACAAGAAUGUCAUCUGAUAGAUAAGUGCUGUGAGCCCAGAAACCGAUCCCUAGGGAUUCCAGGCUGUAGAUUCAAGAAUGGCUACCAAUGCAGAUACAAUGCCACGUGCCCAUCGGCUUUGUCUAAACCAUCGAACACUACUUGUAAUGAUGGCAGUAAUACUUGUGUGGAUGGUGAAUGUAUUGGGUCGAUAUGUACGAUGUAUGGACUGCAAGAGUGUCAGUGUUCUUCACAUCAUCUUAUGUGUCAUGUCUGCUGCAAUGAUACAAAGGAUGGGUGUAUCUCUGCGAGUACUAUAGUGGGUCGUCAAACGGUCCAGCGGCCAGCAGGAAGCACAUGUAACCAGGAUACUGGAUACUGUGAUCAACAAGGGUACUGUAUUACCGUCAAUACAGACAGUCAGUUACGGGUACUCAAGGACGCGUUUGAUAGAACGACGUCUAAGGCUUCUGUCAAUAACGCUCUUCUCUGGCUUGGAGAGAACUGGUACUACAUAGUGGCACUGACUUUUGGCGCGUGUGUCGUGGCGAUCUGGCUGAAGUUCAAUAAUCCCCUGGAGAGAAUAUUGAGACGAUUCGCCAUACAUCCUUACCAUCAUAAUAUAUCAAACCCUACCCAUGCCACUGUCAAUCAAUGCCUUCCACAGGAAGAGUACGAGAGUGACCAGAUUGCUUCUACAGCUGUUUAA
Molecule: messenger RNA, 1467 nt
Organism: Actinia tenebrosa (Australian red waratah sea anemone)
Lineage: Eukaryota; Metazoa; Cnidaria; Anthozoa; Actiniaria; Actiniidae
Product: disintegrin and metalloproteinase domain-containing protein 10-like
Biological process (GO): membrane protein ectodomain proteolysis; Notch signaling pathway
Cellular component (GO): plasma membrane
Molecular function (GO): metalloendopeptidase activity
Source: RefSeq, a predicted model, not a curated record